Artibeus jamaicensis (Jamaican fruit-eating bat) is the source of this 2082-nucleotide messenger RNA. It is a transcript of the gene MAFK, whose product is annotated as MAF bZIP transcription factor K. The record is from RefSeq and is a predicted model, not a curated record. The transcript is spliced from 3 exons. NCBI's taxonomy places the organism in Eukaryota, Metazoa, Chordata, Mammalia, Chiroptera, Phyllostomidae. Gene Ontology annotation, biological process: regulation of transcription by RNA polymerase II. Gene Ontology annotation, cellular component: nucleus. Bases 250 to 705 code for a protein of 151 amino acids. Gene Ontology annotation, molecular function: DNA-binding transcription factor activity, RNA polymerase II-specific; RNA polymerase II cis-regulatory region sequence-specific DNA binding.
CGGAAGCGGUGUCAGAUGCUGGGAGCCGGGCGGGCGGCGCGCUGGCUGCGGGCGGCGGGGAGGACUUGUUGUUCUUUGCGAAGUCGGAGCUCGAGCGCGCGGCGGAGGCGGCGGCCCAGCGGGAGCGCGAGAGUGAACGCGAGCCGGAGGAGAGCGCGUGCCCGCGAGUAGCCGCCGCGCGCCCGCGGCCCCCGCGCGACGCCAGUCACGACUUCCGAGCAACUCUGUCCUGGUGACUGUGCCCAGGUUAUGACGACGAAUCCCAAACCGAACAAGGCAUUCAAGGUCAAGAAGGAGGCGGGCGAGAACGCCCCGGUGCUCAGCGAUGAUGAGCUGGUGUCCAUGUCGGUGCGGGAGCUGAACCAGCACCUGCGGGGCCUGUCCAAGGAGGAGGUGGUGCGGCUCAAGCAGCGGCGCCGCACGCUCAAGAACCGCGGCUACGCCGCCAGCUGCCGCAUCAAGCGGGUGACACAGAAGGAGGAGCUGGAGCGGCAGCGGGUGGAGCUGCAGCGAGAGGUGGAGAAGCUGGCCGCAGAGAACGCCAGCAUGCGGCUGGAGCUGGACGCACUGCGUGCCAAGUACGAGGCCCUACAGACCUUCGCGAGGACCGUGGCCCGAGGGCCCGUCACACCCUCCAAAGUGGCCACCACCAGUGUCAUCACCAUUGUCAAGUCUCCCUCCGUGCCCUUCUCCGCCGCCUCCUAGUGCCGGUGGCAGGGCGCCGGGGGGCAGGCGCCAGGCACGUCCCUGUGCUCAUCAGAGGGUCCAUGGGGACAGACCCCCCAACCUCCAAGUCCACAUGCAGACUGCAGGGGGGCUCCCCUGGGGUGGCUGUGGGUGCCGCGUGAAGAGCAGGGUCUGGUGAAGCCAUGCACCACACGCCUCCCCACACACGCACGCACGCUCGCCGGUCUCCCUUUCAGCUCGCCAGCCUUCCCCAGACUCUGCUUUCAGGGGGCUGUGUCUCCCGGGGAGCCAGGAUGCGUGGAGGGAAGGCCUCCAGGGGGCUGCUGGCCAUGUGGCCUUAUGUCUUCCAUCCCUCAAACAGCUGUCCACCUGCUGUUGUCUACCUGCUGGUUCCCACCAGUCGGCUCAGGCCCUCCUGGCCCGACUGAGCUCCGGCGCCCCAGGAGGAGCCUUCUGUCCCCGGUGUCCAAACACACCUUGACUCUGCUUUAGCCUUAGCCAGAGCCCUAUGGCAGUGGGUGGGCAGGGGCCUGGGGGUUGUGGUGCCCCCCAGGUACUGGCCCCAUGGGGGCCUUGGAGGAGCAGCUUGUCACAGGCUAUUCCUGGGGUCCUGUCGGACCUGUGUGGAGAGGUGCUUACAUGUUGCGAAUUGUCAGCAUGUGUCAGGGUGACAAGGGAGGUCCCUAGCUCCCGGCUGUCUGGCCUUGCUGCUCCUGCAGGGCCCUGGAGGGUAGAGCCAAGGGGCCAGGGUGGGGGCCCUGGGGUUGGAGGGGAAGGGGGCGGUUCUGGUCCUGGGUGGGCCUGGUGUGGCUCUGACAGUGGGGCUGGGCUGCACCUGGCUCCUGCAGCUGGAGGAGGGGAGGCUAGGUGGCAGGUGCAGAUGGGGGGUGGCUGGCUGACACUGUGCAGACCCGCCUCCCAGGUGUCCCCUGCUGGCCUGUCAGAGAGGACAGGGGACUCUGCAUCCUUGGUGCUUGGUCAUCGCCUGCAGCCUUCACCCGCGCUCUCCACCCCAGAGCCACAGCGGCCUUGGUGACCUUUGCUGGGGUGACCUCCCUGGAGCUGCUGCAGGUCCUCCCAGGAAGGUGCUGGGGGAGUUGUGAGCCCAGGCCCCCCCUCCCAGCAAGACCCUGCAAAGUGCAAGGGCCCCGCCCCAGGCAGGGUGCCAGCCACACCAUCUGCAUUGCAGAUGGUCAGCAAGUAACUGGCCGCCUGGCCCAUGGCAGUGCCCUGUCCUGGGGGCUGGCUGCGUCCUCAGAGCAGAGGCCGGUGCACGGGAAGCCACCGGCGCCAUGGCUGUGGCAGGUAAUCCACAUUGGAUAUCAGUAAGGACCGUGGGGCGUAUUUAAGAGAGAGAAGUAUAUAUAAAUAAAGUUAUCCACAGUUUAUCGUACA